Messenger RNA from Aspergillus affinis, 1314 nucleotides. RefSeq lists its product as uncharacterized. NCBI's taxonomy places the organism in Eukaryota, Fungi, Ascomycota, Eurotiomycetes, Eurotiales, Aspergillaceae. The record is from RefSeq and is a predicted model, not a curated record. Gene Ontology annotation, molecular function: FMN binding. The transcript is spliced from 4 exons. The coding region runs from base 1 to 1314 and encodes 437 amino acids.
AUGGAAGAGGAUGCGGCCCAGGCGUCCCCAAUUCCUGUCCUCAUCCAUUACGAAUAUUCAGUAGACCUUCAAAGCCUUUACCAGGUCUCCUCCUGGGGUCUUUCGACCGCAGACUCCGACCCAGAUGUAGAUUCUAAUCCCCCUAUCUCGACAAGAUUGGGGUUCAGCGCCGCCUCCCUCCGGAGGUACUGGGGUGCCGUCAAGACCUUGACCUCAGAUGCGAAAGGCUAUUGGCCUCCCUUCCCCACUCCUCUCUCACUCGAUGUCCGCUUCUUGAAGACCUUGACAGGCAAGAAGCGGGGCCUAGGGAGAAGGUGUGGAGCCGGGACUCGAGCCUCCAGCUACACCAGGCCUAGCUUCGCUAUCGUCCUGCGACCACAGUCCGGGGGCGAGGAAUCUGGCCCAGGACGUCGCGAUGUCGACAACGAGCGCGCCAACGACAUCGCUCAUCAAACAGACACCGUGGCUCCCCUCCGCCCCAACUCCUCCACCACCCUGCGACGACUCGCCCUUCUGAAUCCCCACCUAUCUCCAGCUUUAAGCCCCCUUUCGACCUCAGCGAUGCCCUCCCCCGCCCCCUGGCGCUCCCCAUUCGAAUUCCACCUCACGACCAACUCAUCCACCUCCUUCACCCUCUCCACUAUCGCCUUCGACGCACAGAACCGGCCCGUCCCGCGCGCGCGAAUCUGCGAAUUCCGCGGCUUCUGGCCCACCCCCAAGCUACACCCUAGCGCCAUCGAAGCCCUCAACGAACAAAAUGUCGGUCUGAACCCCUCCGUCUGCGUCAGCGACUGUCUCUCCGCGACGACAGACGCGCGAAUGGAGAAGGUCGAGCAGCUGCGGGCGUCGGGCGGGCUUGUCGAAUGUGUUUUCUGGCUGGCGGACGUGAAGACGCAAUGGCGGGUGCGUGGGACCGCGCAUAUAAUUGGGGAUCUAGAGGGUGGAGCGGAGGAAAACGAGGCGAGGAAGAAGGUGCUCGAGAAUUCGGAGUUUAGGGGGGAUGCGAAGGGGUGGGAUGUUGAGAGGCAGGUGACGGCUUAUUUUGCGAAUCAUUCACCCGUGAUGAGAGGAUCGUUCAAAAACCCCUCCCCCGGUCAACCCAAAGCAGGCGCGGAGCAGGACGAAGAAUCCGAACUCGGCCAGAAAGUGAACCAGCUGGAUGACCCAGCCGCGCGGGCGAAUUUCCGCGUCAUGGUCAUUGCGCCGGACGAAGUAGAGAGCCUGAAUGUUGAGACGAGGGAGCGCAAGAAGUGGACAUUAGAAGGCGGAGUGCAGUCGCAGAAAAAAUGGAAGGAGGUGGAUUUGUGGCCAUAG